Sclerotinia trifoliorum is the source of this 2720-nucleotide messenger RNA. Lineage: Eukaryota; Fungi; Ascomycota; Leotiomycetes; Helotiales; Sclerotiniaceae. The record is from the annotation of a GenBank genome assembly.
UUGCAAAACUCAAGUUGAACAAAAUGCCACGAAUACCAUGUAGCAGCUUUCGGGCUUAUCUACUUGUUCUGAUAUAAUGUUCAUCAACCAUCUUUCUGGGGACACAAUGGGAUGCAAGAAACAGAGGCUUAGCCAGCUAGUCUCCUGAUAACAUGGAGAAUACUCUUCUUCCGUAGUAUUGCCUCUGGAAGGGGUGUCUUCAUUGGAGCACGAAAUUUUCCCAUAGAUAAUGAUUGAACAUCAAUCAAGAUGGCAAUGGUGUGAAGGAAGAAGAUCAGAGAGGGAGGUGGCGGGCUCAUAUAUUAUUGAGUCGAGUUGAAGAAACAUUUUGCGUCCGUUGAGAGUUUGCCGUUCACUUUUUUACGUCAUUGAAACUUUUCUUAGGGUUAGUCGGCGUUGUAAGUGAUUGUCAGUUUGCGUUUGGAGGUGUAGGUGCUUUUAUUCCAGGUUGUGUCAGACAUGUUAAACCGAGCACAAGAAAUCCUUCAAGUAUGUUACGCCAACAGCUCGGGGGGUUAGCAGAGGGUACGAUAAGGGAUUGGAGGCCAUGGAGGGAUGCUUUUAGCACUUUACAAGACGUCGGUAUUAGGAUGCCUGAUUAGGAGUGAAUUUCAGCAAGCCUACGAGACAAAGUCAGCUCUCUGAUGCUAGGAGAGAUCCUGCGUGGUGGCGCGGAGCUGUUUCGAAGGCCGCUGGGCGUAGCAUAUAGUGGCAGCGACGGCGACACUGCCUAUAUGGUUCCAGAGGACGGAUGCACGUGUGAAUUUCACAAUAGUAUGGGGUUACGGAGGUAUGACGAGGGUAUCGGGUAAGCACUAUGCUAGCCCGAGCUCUAUUUCGACCUAACCCCCUCCUUCCAUCGUCACAUCCCGGACGAUCACCAAAGCCAUAUACGGAGCCUGGCCCGCAUCACCAAUGGCCCGCCAACGGCUUCUCUUGCAAGAAGAUAAUCAGUUGUGCCCUCUCUUCGGACAGUGACGCCAUUGUUUGCCAUUGCAUUAUGCACCAGAAUUGACGUGUUUAGAAUAUGCAGGAUCGCGAAGGCACAGGUGUAUGUGGCUGCAGGUUUCCGAAGCCCCAGGAGUCGACCGUGAUAGUAUUGCUUCUUCUACAACAAACAACUUUUUGCUUAGGAAACUUUUUAUUUUUCUUGUCGAGUGGAGAAUAUCCUAGCUGCGGAGACUGACAAAACUUUUUUCCUUUCGUUUGUUUGAGCAAUUAGCGUAAGUGAUAGAAUAGCAAGUUUAUAUGUCUUUUAUUUCUUCUCUGUAUAAUACUGUGCCCCUCCUCUGUCCUUUUUCAGAACGGAGGUAGAGUAUGCAUUGCUAGGCUCUCCAUUCAUGAUCUGGUAGAGUAAUAACUCUUUUGUGAUUUCUGACUUCCAUCACUGUCGUACUGUUGGUCUUACAACCAUUUCUAGCUACAUGUUAGGGAUGAGGGAGAAGGUAACGAACUCACCGUUUUAUUGCCAAAUUGAAGACUAACGGAAGUGAAAGAUUCUCUCGAUUCUACAUUUACAUAUAUGGAAAAGGUUAUAUGCACGGCUGGCAUAUUCGACUCCUCGCCAGACAUACUCGGCACAAAAUCAAUUGAUCUUCGAUCCCUCUAUCCAGCCCUUCCACAAAAUCAACAUGCCUUCUCGAGGAUCAGAAUCAAGUAAGGCUUGGUCUAUGUAUCCGCUGCUCCACGAUAGUGUAUCACGCUUACUGGAAGAGAAUAAUCUCCAUUUUGACUUCCAUGAUAUUGAUGACGCUACAAGCUGUACCAAAGAAUAUGAUACAAAUAUCAUGGGUCGAUUUAUAUGUCACAACCGUGCAUGCAACUCUGCCGGAUGGCCAAGUAAGCGAAUUGCUAUCACUAUACGAAUGUACCCGGGAGCAAAAUACAAUGGAAGGGUAUAUCACCAACGCUGCAAGAGCUGCAACAGCCUCAGUCGACCAAUUCUGGAUGAUUCAUAUGCGGAAAGAGUCGCAUAUCGUAUCAUGAAGUGGCGUGGAAUACAGAUGGACUUACCCAGUUACUCCCACCGAAGCAAAGGUCCACAUAACUCAGAUUUAUGUGAAGGAUGUAGGGCUGGUCAUUGUAGUGCGCGUGGUAAGUAAAGCAGUAGAUCUUACGAAUUCAGCUCACAGCUAUUUAGAUGCGGGAACAGAGUGAUAAAUUGUAACUUUAUAGGAGGGAUGGAAAGAGAGUGCAGGUAAUCCUGAUGGAUUGUUCACGGGACUUGAGAUCAUUCGAGAUGUCUUUGUUGACCCGUGGUAAUGGUAGACACUCUCUGGGUUGAUACAUGUAUCCUUCGGAUUUCGAAAUCGGACGCGGAGCCUGUUCGAAGCUUCCUUUGUUAUUGUUCUUGUAUUGAUAUGCCAUUACCAGACAGCUCUCUCUCUGGCCAAGUCGCACGCGGCUAGCCCAGAGGAAAGUGCACUCUAUAUUUACCAAUUUUCCCGAACACGUCGUGUAGUGGUUGGAUUUGUGAAGUUUAAUAGCAAGAUUAUCAUGAUUAGUUCUGGCUCGAAUCCAUGAUAAUCCUGUUUACCCCCACGAUGUCUCAUGGCCAUUGAUAUCAAUCCCUUUUCAUAUGUGUGUCGCAAAAUCUGUCCGCCUCUCGCUCUGUCCCAUGAAGUAAUCCACUAUUCACAUCCAUAACAAUGUCAAUCAGGACCUUCGAAAGAUCCGCCGCCUCCUGCACGAUUCAACAGUACUCCGGAAUCAGGCAUCGU